Messenger RNA from Pocillopora meandrina, 5684 nucleotides. NCBI's taxonomy places the organism in Eukaryota, Metazoa, Cnidaria, Anthozoa, Scleractinia, Pocilloporidae. The record is from the annotation of a GenBank genome assembly.
AUGGCGGCCUUUCCUCGAGUAUUACCGAAGAAUCUUGCUAUGAAUUCAUUGUGUGAUUUUGGACGUAAAAUUCCACAAAGAUUUUCUAGUUUCUGUUUCAGAGAUAGAUCGUUAUAUAAUUAUCGCCCAAGGGAUCAAUCAUGGCUCGUGCGACGUUCUUGGGCCAGAGGUAAUAUGUCAUGUGCAACCCCUUCCUUAACAACUUAGCAGUCUUCAGAUAGGUUUGAAUUUUUUACGUUAGCCUGAUAAUAAAAAAUCGCUCGUAAUUUUUUUACAUUUUUUGCCGGAAAAAAUUUUUCCAGCGACCAUGCUUGCUGGGGAUUUAAAUGCAGUAUAAAUCCUUUUUGGGUUCUAUUUAUUUUAUGAAUGUACCUUCUGCAUGUAUGUACAUGAUUAUUGGCAAUACUUCUCGCUUAAUCAUCGCCAGUUUUACUUACAAGGGAAUUCAUUGUAGAAUUUGGUCACUAAGCACUUUUAAAUAGACUGUCUGUGCGAUUCAUAUUAAAUAUUGGAUCUUUAUUCAUAACAUUUAAUGUACCCACAAUAUUUUAUAGGAAUUACCCAUUCAAGUGACAAGAAAAAUAUUAAAGCCCACAGAGUCAUCACUCCCAUUACAGCAGAACUCCUUAGAAGUGUGCAAUAUGGUAACUGUUCAUCUUUUAACUUAACCCUUUAACUCCCGUGAGUGACCAAGACAGAAUUUCUCCUUACAAUAUCAAUACAAUAUCAAACAGAUAAGUAAUAAGAAUUAAGAAAAACAUCAAUUUGGAAAUAAUUAGUUGAUCUCAUAUUAAAUUCUCUGAACUAACAUUAUAAGAAUUGUACAGUUGACAGUAGGGAGAAUUACAAAUUUGAUGAGGAAGUUAAAGGGUUCAGCAUACAUAUUUACAGUUUCAGUCAAGAUGAAGGGGCUGAUCUGUCAGCACAGACAUCUCUUCUUGUAAAUCUUUAUUUGUUUGAUGGAAUUCUGAAGGUCUGUAAACCCAGUUUAAAACCUAUGGUCAAUUGGAUGUGACAUUAAAGUAUUCUUGUUUAUUUUGUUGUCUUUUUUUUCUUUUUAAUUUCUUCACAGGAAAAGAGCAAUGGAUGUCUUCAGCAAUGCGUAAUCAUCUAGUUGGAAAAAUUGAAGGAGGAAUCAUUGAUCCAGAUUCUACUGAUAAGUAUGUGUCUGUGUGUGUGUGUUUUUUUUUAAUUUACAGUGUACAUGUAGAAGCUAAUCAAAACCCUACACCCUUAUAUUAAUAUGCAAAUUCUCCAUACUGUUCUCUAUACAUCUCUUAUGAGGUCAACAAGGAGAUUGUGCUUAGUCAUCAUUUCCUUUAUUGUUGUGACCCCAAUGUUUGAUUCAGGACUUAAUUGUAAGGAGAAAUUAGAUGCUAGUCACUGUUAGUAGUCCAAGGGUUAAAUCAAAGUUUAAAUCAUUAUGGUUUCAAGCUAAUGAAUAAAGGGGGUUAAGUUCUAAAGAAACUGUGGUGCUGUAUCGGUGGGGAUUAUUACAACUUAAGAUAGUUUGGCUUUCUGAACUGAGUUGAUAAUGUAAAUUGCCCACCAUAAAAAAUUUCUGAAGGAAAUGUUGCGAGGGUAAGUUCUUUGUCAUUUGCUCUAACUUGCAAAGGGCAAACAUUCAAAUUGUCAACAGAAGCUAUUUAAGCUGGCCAAUUUACAAUAUCAACUUAGUUGAUUAAACCAAAGUAUUUGGUUUCAAACUAGUUUGUUAUGUAUUUUCCCUUUUAAUCCCUGAAUAAAGAAACACAAAUCAACUGCUCUUAUUUCAAAUUUUAAGUUAUUUUAAACUACAAGAUAUAUUAGGCAAUAGACAGCCUUAUAGGCCAAAUUACAAGUGACUAUUUUGCAACUGACUUAUCACUGGAAUUCUUAUUUCAGUGAAUACUGUCUGCAGGAUGCAUUCAGUAGAGUUCGAAUUCAAGAAUUUCAAAAUGUGUCUCUUUGUCUUAUCAUAAAAUAACAUAACUUAGUUUAUUUGGAAAUGCACGUUAAGAGUCAGGCAGCUGCAGCUGAUGUGGACCUGUCUAAUACUAAUUUAUUUAAAAAAAUACAACAUUUAAAUAAGUAAUAUAAUUGUAUUUAUUAAAAUAUCUAUAUAUUAGUUUAGAUUCAUCAAGUGUCUAAGAAUAGAAAUAACUUACAAGUCUGUGGUAUAUUGGAUGUGAUUCAAAUGAAAAUAAUUAGAAGUUCAUAUAGAAGCUAGUGUACUGAGUAUAAACCAGCCUCAGAAUGGAAUGUGUUCAGAUUGAUUACCAAGCUGUUUCCAUCAGCUAGGUGUAAACUGAACACAUACCAUAUAUAUGAUUAAAUUUAGAUCUAAUUCAGGGAUCUUUGGAGUUGAAAAUCUAGAAAAAUAAAGCAGAAAGCAAUAUACCUAUACCAAUAUGUAAAUAAAUAGCAAAUAAUCAAAAUAAGUAAAAUUUUGUUUUAUAUCUUGUAGAUUGACUCUGGAACAUUUUCAAGUUUUCUGGCCCAGUAAUUCUCAUUUGCUGUUAAUCUUUGUUUUAUUAUUCCUACAACACCACAGUUGCUGAGUUGGCUGAGCAUGUUGUGACUAUCUCCUCUUUUAUUAUUGUGGUCUAGUAUCAACUUGUUAGAAACAAGAUUAAUUUUUAAUUUUAAUGAUACUUUACCAUUCUCACUGUGAUAAUGAUAGAACUUGGGUGGCUCUGAUUUAAAGUAGCUAAAAAUAUACAAUAUAUUAAUUGUUUGAUAAGUUUUUUUUUUACUCAUUUCAUUUUUGCUCAAGGAGGAAAACCAAUCUGGACAAAUUUCCAAAGAAAUUUUAAAGGCCAGUUUCCACCCCAGGUAAAGUUCUUUCUCUAAUUAUAAAGUCAUCCUUUUAUUAAGUAUUUGUGAAGUCUACAGACAAGAAGGUGAUGCAUUUUGUGUGAUUUUGUUGCUGAGUCAAUACAACAAGCUUACCUGCCAAUUGUGGGACUUAAUUUUGUGGAAUUUUUUCCCUUGGAAAGCUUUAUGUUUUGAUCUGUUGCUGCACUCCUAGUCUAAUUGCUAAAUUUGCCUUUUGUGUUUUGUUUCUUUAACAGAAAACGCGACGGAACUGCUUUGUAAGUUUUUAUUUAAAUUUUGGUUAGGUACACAUGAGAGCCUGCUUUACGAAUAUCCUGUUGCUUUGAAAAGCCAGUGUACAGCUUCCCCCAGCCUUCUGAAAACAAUUUUAAAAAAGGAGUUUUGUUUUAGGGCAGGGUAGUGGCUGUACACAGUCAAGUAUUUACCACCAGGUCAAUCUGACCUCUGUUAUAUUAAUCUUGCAACAAAAUUGGGAUUUGUGUAAUGUGAUUGGACUGCACUAUGAACCUUUGGCUGUUGUUAAGUCUAAAUAUAUACAGGCAGCCACUGAGGAAUAAUUGCAAAGUUUUCCCAUUGGGUUCUAGAAUAGUAAUUUGUAUUUCUUUGUAAAGUCGAAAGUAUUGCAAGGUUGAAAAUAAGCAUAAUAUCAUGGAUGAAUGAUGUUGCUUUCAUGGACUAAGUUGUUUACACUGUGUGAAAGCACACUUUCAUAUUUUUCAGUAGGAGUGAUACUUUUUUUACUGUAAUAAAACAGCCAUUUACCUCAUUUUAGGUGGUUUAGUGGUGGGUAUUUAUCUUGCUACUUCUGGCAUUAAUAAAUAUCCACUACCAGCUACCUCUGCUUUGGUGAAUAGUAGUUCAUUAUUAUCAAUAGCAUUUUAGCUGAGUAUUAUUGCUCUAUAGAUACCUAAAAGGAAUAUCCAAAUAUUUGUUGCCAUCACUAAUAACAACCAGUGGUGAGUCAUGAAUCUUGUAGAACGCAACAACCUAUUUCUUUUUCAGGCUGGUACCAAAGUAUGCAGCAAUCCCUGUCCCAUAUGUCAACUUAAAGCAGAGAGAAAUUAUGAGGUUGUUUAUACUGUGAGUAAUUAAAAAAGUAAUAACUUGUUAACAGCAACUUGUGUUUGUAGAAACAAUACCAUUUUACCUAACUGGUUUGUUAAUUUUGUCAUAUUCAGUAAAAUUAUCAUAAUAUACAGCUGGUGGCUGGGGUCUUUUUUGUAUCUUUGGUCAUGUGACCUGCCAAAUUGGCCCAAUGUCAGGGUAUUUUAUGAGUGGUUUUGGUUAUAAAUAUGUAACAGUUAUGGUUCUCCACUGUACCCAUGGUGCAUGGACAAGUUAGGCAUGGUAAUGCUUGAAGUGUGUCAUCCUUCUUUCCUUCUCUGACUGAGUGAAACAAAGGUAGUGGAAGAUGUAUACUCUCACACUUUGCUGGUGCCUAGGAAUAGGUCAUGCAAUAUUUUGUGGGGAGUAGUCUCCGUCUUUGGCAAUCAUGUACUUGUUAGAUUUCAAGUUGUGCCAUGUAGUCAGUAGUCAAUCUACAAACUGUGCCAAUUGAGUGACCCUAGAUUUUUCUUAACGUGGAAUUAUGGCUGAGCUUGCAAUGAAUUUCAGGUUGUUGCAAUUUCCUCCCUCCAGGGAAGUCACAGGCAUUUUUCCUGGCUGGCAGGAAUUUGAAUGAGCUAAUCUAUAAAAGUUCAAAUGUGUGGGAAAACUGGAGAGGUUGAUGCUCGGAAUUGACUGACACAUUAGCCUGGCACAGUGGUUGGUGGCAAGUGAAGAAAAAAAAUUUUGUAGAAGUAUAGAAAAUGCACAACAUUAGAAGUUGUUUUCAGAAACUUCAACAGCUUAAAGAUUGCACUAAAUUUUAUUUUCAGGAUGUGGGUUUAUUGUCGCAGUUCAUCUGCCCUCACACAGAAAAGAUUCUUGAAACAAUCAAAACAGGUGAUAGUGCUUUCUACAAAAGGAUCAGUGAAGUUAUUUUAGUAAGGACAAAUAUAGCACUACACAUAGUAACCCUUCUCUUUUUCAUUUCUUUGAGGCUAUCAUAACCAACUCGAGUAAUUUAAUCAUGUGCCUACCUUUUAAUUCGCAUCUUGGUCAGUGUGAGCACUUGCUACCCAGGAGUCUCAAUAAAAGGCACUUAGUGGCAGUCAACUGCUGCCCAUAAGACCUCCGACUGCUGUCUGUUUAGCCUGCAAGCAAGUUCUCUUGUUUUGAUUUCACCCAAUGGCACAGCUGGCUAUUACACCAUUGGCAGCUACUCAUGGAAAAAAUUAUGGAAAACCCAGUUAUACAGCUUUUUUUUUUUUUUGCUGUGCUUGGAUCAUUUGUUUAUUUACCUAAUUGUUUUCCUUAAAAUAUUGAGGGGGAGUUUUCAAUUGCAUUAAUUUUUUAUGCUCUUUUUGUUACAGGUGUUUGCCAAAAACAGCACAAACUUUUAACAAAGGCAAUAAUCGAAGCUCGAGACAAAGGUAUGCUGUUGGGAUUUUUUUUGUGGAAUUUUAUCAGUUUAAGAUGUAUUGUUGCCUUUUUGUGAAUGUGGCCUAGAGAACUCAAGGAGGAGUGCACAGGAGCACAAAAGGUUGUGGUGAUGUAAGAGAGAAUAGAAUACAGUAUAGACAAUUCUAAGACCUUUCCACUGAUCCUAACUUUCUACAUCAAUCCGUUGGGCACUACGCUUUGCAGUUGGUUAGUUGCAAAGUGCUCCAUCUAUUGCAGUCUACUUGCCCCUGUCAUGGUGUAUAUAACUCUACUUGUGCAAUUUUUCGACAGGCUUGAUUCCUUACAUGAUACCAGGCCCAAGGGAUCCACUGCGAGUCUUUCAACCUGUUGGAGUACCAUCUAUGUUUAAAAACAGAAAAUAG